ACUAAGUUAUGGCUAAUUGUGUUAUGAAUUGGAAAUGGACGUAAUAAUAUUACUCAAUUUACCGUAAUACAAUCCAGUAAUUUUCCUGUAAUGGCGGGGUUUAAUUCCUCAAUUAGCGACGGAAACUGACCAAAAUUAUUUCCCUCCCUCUUUUCCCCCCUUUCCUUUUCCUUUCUUUAAAAAAUAAAAUUUAACAUAUCGGCCAAAAAUCAGCCGGAAAAGACCAUUACUGAUUUUCUUUUCUUUUUGGCUACUAGUCCCAGCAACCAAACACUCAUCUUUCUUGCUCAGCGAGAAAAUUUUCAGCUCACAGAUUCACAAUCCAACUCUACCACUCACUGCCCUCAAUUGGGUUUUCCCAAAGAAGCUCGAAAGCUGCAGUCUUGCUAGAUAAUAUUUAAUAGAUUUCUCUCUUAUCUUCCUGCUCAGAGCUCAACUCUGUCGUCAAAAGAAUUUCUUUCUCCUUCUCUUUCCCGUUACCCAACCUCAAGCAUCGAUUUCCCCAAAAUAAUUUCCCCUUUCUUCUUCCCAUAUUACUUCCCCGAAUCCCCGGUCUAUGUUCUUGCUUAGAUUUCACACAUGCCGGAGAAAUCGGGAGUGAGCUCUCCGAGGUCCUCCACCAAGGCUCUCGCGUGGCUUUUCCGGCCCAGCCCUCUGCAUCAAUGGCGGUUCCACUUCCUCACCGCUCUGGUUUUCGUGAGCAUGGUGGUUGUUUGGAGUAUUGACGGGUGUACCAUCAAGAGCUUCGUCGAAUCUUUGAGGCCCAACAAGCCGCAGCAGCUCCUCACCGCCGCGAAGUUCCAUCCUCCCAAACCCACCGCAAAUCUAGCUCAAGAAAAUCCCCACCGGGAAAAUUUCACCGCCGGCGCCGAUUUCGUGCUCCGCAACGAAACCGCCAUUUUCGCCUCCUCCGAUGUUCCUGUGAGUCCUCUCCUCAGCAGCAAUGGCUCCGCCGGGAGCUUGCCGGGAGACGGAAUGUUGCAGAUGCCGGCAGGGGGGGAAGAAGAGUCGAGCGGCGGCGAUGCGGAGUGGGUGUCGGCGGAGCUCGAGCCUAAUCUCACCUCCGGCCUUCUCUCCCGGUGGUUGGCUCCCGGCGGGGAGGCAUGUAGGGAUUCACGGACGGACGAAAUUGCGAUUCCCGAUCUGGACGGGAGAAAGGGGGUUCUGGAGCUUACUGCCGGAGAUUCACACGAGUUCGCUUUCCAGGCGGUGGACGAGUCCAAGAACCCUCGCUGCUCCGGCGGCGAUUACUUCGAGUCGGAUCUUUCAGGUGAGUCGUGGAAGUCUAGGCCUCUAGUCAAAGAUUUCGGGAACGGGAAUUACUCAAUUACCCUCCAAGUUCACCCCGAUUUCGCCGGAGAUUACGACCUCACUCUCAUCCUCCUCUACCGCCAUUUCGAGGGUCUCAAAUACUCGCCGGGGAGAUUCACCAUCGACAAAGAGCUCCGCAAGUUCCGAAUCAGAUUCACCACCACAGGUAACAUCCAAUUACCGCAGUUAAGAGCUUGCUCGAAAUCGGAUUUCAGUAGAGAUUUAUGGGUUGGGAGAUGGACUAGGCACGGUAGAAACGACGAUUGCAAGAUUAGUUACGACGGCCGGUACCGUUGUCUACCGGCCAAUUUCCCCUGCCGGAAUCCAUGGUGUAACGGUUCGUUAGGGGAGUUAGAAAGCAACGGCUGGGUUUACUCCACACACUGCUCGUUCAACCUCUUCCAGCCCGCUUCGGGCUGGAAUUGCCUCAAGAACAGGUGGAUUUUCUUCUGGGGAGAUUCCAAUCAUGUAGACACAAUCAGAAACUUGCUGAAUUUUGUGCUGAAUCUGCCCAAUGUGAAAUCCGUCCCGCGGAGAUUCGAUUGGAACUUCACCAAUCCUAACGACGCGUCUCAAUCAGUUCGUAUCACCAGCAUUUUCAACGGGCAUUGGAACGAGACACAGAACUACCAAGGUCUGAAUUCGUUGCGAAAUGAUGGAUUCAGGAACCUGCUGAAGAAGUACUUCACCGAAGAAACCGUGCCAGACACCAUCAUCAUGAACUCUGGGCUCCACGACGGGAUAUACUGGCCGAACCUGAGGAAAUUCGCCAUUGGAGCUGAUUAUGCGGCUGGAUUCUGGGCCGAGGUUAUGGAGUCGGUGAGGCAGCGAGGGCUGGUUGCUCCACGGGUCAUUUACAGGUCGACAGUCACCACAGCUGGGGACGCGAGGAAGAUGGCGUUCAAUCCGAGCAAGAUGGAGGCGUUCAACUGGGUGGUGUUGGAUAAGUUUCGCAGAGCCGGGUUGAUCGAUGGUGUGGUUGACAACUUCGACAUGACUUUCCCCUGGCAUUUUGACAACCGGUGUAGCGAUGGAGUGCACUACGGGAGGGCUCCGUUGAGGAUGAAGUGGAAGGACGGCGAGAUUGGGCACCAGUACUUUGUGGACAUCAUGUUGGCUCAUGUUCUGCUCAAUGUGCUGUGUGCGAGAUGAGAAAUGGACAUGGUGAACAGAAGUGGUACAUAAGUAUGUUCAAAACCGAAUGUAUUCUGCAGGUUUUCUGCAGGUCCUUGUUAGGAGGAGGUAUUCUUUUUGUUGGUUGGUUGAUGUUAGAGUUUCAGAACUCUGUGUGCAUUCUUUUUCCUCUUGUUCAUAGCUUGUAAUAUAUGAUACACGAUGGGUAGAAGAGUGAUUUACACUUGUAGAUUACAAGCCGGUGAUUCGAACUAAAGAAGAGACACCAGUUGGAUUAUGUACAAGCAGCAGCAGCAUGGGUGUUUCAAAUUGCAAAGUAUGAGGUUGUUUCAUGUCUCUCUGUUUAAGGUAAGUAAUGAAGCGAGAAAGCAUUGGAUUCUGCUUUCGUUUUGGACGAUUGCAGUUAUAGUUGUUGAGUAGUGGAUGAUCCUUUUUUGCAUCUCUUUUCCCUUUCUGGGUUGAAUGCGGAAGGUGGGAGUGAUCACUAACGACGAUUACUAUAUAUAUAUAUUUUAUGAGAAUCUGUGGGCUUCUCAUUCAUUCACUAAAAGGUCCGGAAUCCAAACUGCCCAUAUCGGCCUCCAUAAAACAAAGAAGUGACAAUGGG
Molecule: messenger RNA, 3052 nt
Organism: Linum trigynum
Lineage: Eukaryota; Viridiplantae; Streptophyta; Magnoliopsida; Malpighiales; Linaceae
Source: the annotation of a GenBank genome assembly